Molecule: messenger RNA, 396 nt
Organism: Enterobius vermicularis (human pinworm)
Lineage: Eukaryota; Metazoa; Nematoda; Chromadorea; Rhabditida; Oxyuridae
Source: the annotation of a GenBank genome assembly
AUGACCUGCGUCAACAAUCAGGACGAAAUCACUGAACUACAUAAAUUUCGAAUAUCAGCACGAAAUACUGAACCAUCAUGUCCAAUGGAAGCAAUCAGAUGUAACCCAGAUCAGGAUGCAUGUGUCAAAGUUGUAAUGCAUAUGGGUAACGGCUACUUUUGGAUUGGCUCUGGGUGUGAUUAUCAAAAAAAUUUUCAUCAUAUUGCCUGUAAAACUGAACCAGUCUAUACACGCAGUAUUCAAAACGGUCAAAUUUAUGAACGUCGGACACCACAACGAACAUGCGUUUGCACAUUUGACCUAUGUAAUGUAUCGACAAAACUCAGAUCUAAAACUAUUUAUAUUCAUCUCUGUCUUGUUCUUUUACAUUUGCUGCAAUUUUAUGAUUUUCGAUAG